Molecule: messenger RNA, 1713 nt
Organism: Kalmanozyma brasiliensis GHG001
Lineage: Eukaryota; Fungi; Basidiomycota; Ustilaginomycetes; Ustilaginales
Product: Flavin monooxygenase-like protein
Exons: 1
Coding region: 1-1713 (570 amino acids)
Molecular function (GO): NADP binding; flavin adenine dinucleotide binding; N,N-dimethylaniline monooxygenase activity
Source: RefSeq, a predicted model, not a curated record
AUGGCUAGCACUGCCGCUGCACCGCGACGGCGAGUAGCGAUCGUCGGCGGCGGCCCAGCGGGUCUUUCCGCCGCCUCGCAGUUCCACCACCCCACCUUUUCAGUAACGCUGUUCGAGAGGCGCCCCACACACGGCGGAAUCUGGUGCUACGACCCCACUCCAGGCCCCUGCAUCAUCCGUUUUGACUCCACAGGUCGGCCCCACGCACUGUGGUCCGGUUCGCGCAAGGACGGUGAUGAAGCAGGAACGUUUUGUCCGCCGGGUGCCAUGUACGAUGGACUGCGAACCAACCUCCCGUGUGACGUGAUGGGGUUCAGAUCCUUUCCAUACGGCGAGGAUACGAGUCUGUUUCCCGAUAGGGCGACGGUGGAGGGGUACAUCGAGAGGUUCGCGCAGCAAGCGGUGGAAGGGGUGCAGGUGCGCUUGGGGACGAGUGUCACGUGUGUCCGUCGAACAGCCCACCGUGCAGUCGAGGGGAAGAUCGGGUGGGGAAGCGAAUGGACCGUUUCAUCAAUCGACCUUUCUACAGGAGCGAAGCACGAGGAGGUGUACGAUCAUGUGGUGCUCGCCAGUGGGCGAUGCAACACGCCCUCCAUCCCACGCAUACCGGGUUUGCCCAAGUUCAAAGGGACGGUUCUACACAGCGCAUGGUAUCGCUCCCCGCUCGCCUUCGAAGGGAAGACCGUGCUGGUGGUGGGCAACUCGUCUUCGGGCAGUGACAUUGCGAGAGAGCUAAGCGGGUACGUCCUGCGCACGCUCCCCGAAGGAUCCGCUGCCUCACAAGAAUACCUCGAACGAAAGAGCCGGGCAGAGGCUGGGGGAAAGGUGCUUCAUUCAUACGAGCAUAUAGAUAAGCCUCCUCCGCUGGACUACGAUCCUCGUGAAGAAGGCAGUCCGGACUGGACGAGGAGGAUACAGGUCGUGCCGCGGAUCGAGAAGGUCGAUGAGGAGGGUGCGGUGGUGUUUCAAGGCGGAGAAAGGAGGGCGGAUGUGGACGUGGUCGUGUUCGCUACCGGGUUCAGUUACGAUUUUCCCUACCUGUCGCAGGAUGUUGCGCCGUUUGAUACGCACCCACUCAUCCCCUUUCCGCCAUCUACACCAGCCGAGGGGUUCGCAGUCAACCCCACCACUCCGCAGGCCAACUCCCACUGGUCGGACGAAUCCGAGAUCUACACGCCCCCAUCGCGCACCGCCCCCUUCCUAACGAACCUCGACGACUGGUCUCUCUUCUACGCGCCCGAUCCAUCGCUCUGCGUGCUCGGCGCGCCGAUUCGAAUCGUGCCCAUGCCGUUUACGCAUGUUCAGUCGCGCGUUGUGGCUGCGGCGUGGGCGGGCCGGCUUGGCCCAGCGGUGGGUUCGAGCGGUCUGCCACGACUCGAUCCGACGGUGCCAUCGACAGACGCCGACAAGUGGACGAGCAGAGCCCCUGUGGAUGGGCCAGGCGACGGCGAGGAGCAAGGGCAAAACAAGACGGGCGAUCUGGGCUAUCCGUCUGACACGGCGUAUCAGAACGCAUUGCUCGCACUCCUUCCGGACGAGCUGAGGGUCAGGGGCGAGGACGAGAGCACCACCGUUCCCGACCCAUCAGAUCCAGGUGGAGUGACGCCAAAUCCAGUGGCAGCAACCGACGAAGGCUGGUCCCAAAUGCCCGCCUUUCGCAACCAGAGGCGCGCCGAUACCAAGCGCUUGCGGCGCGCCUUGCUCGGUUAUUGA